This is a messenger RNA of Lactuca saligna, 1371 nucleotides long. Lineage: Eukaryota; Viridiplantae; Streptophyta; Magnoliopsida; Asterales; Asteraceae. The record is from the annotation of a GenBank genome assembly.
AUGUUCAUCAUGAACCUCAACUUGAAAGAAAUUAUGUUCUUAGCCGUACUAAUCAUGAGUCUUCUUCUGUUAUGUUUUUUCAUGACCAAAAAACCUUCAUGCAAAGUUUACUUAUUAGAUUUCGCAUGUUACAAGCCUCCAAAUUCUCAGAAGUGCAGUAAAGAGAUGGUUAUGAAAAGAGCAACAGACGCCGGAUAUUUCUCGGAAGGGACAAUAGAUUUCAUGAGAAAAACUCUGGAAAGAUCUGGGCUUGGUGACUCCACUUAUUUGGCAGAGAUCUUUUUCGAAGAAUCACAACAGUAUACCCCAUCCAUGAAACAUUCGAGAAGGGAAGCUGAGAUGGCUAUUUUUGGAUCCAUAGAUAUGCUUCUGGCUAAAACAGGUGUAAGAAGUGAUGAUAUUGGGAUCCUAAUUGUGAAUUGUUGUAUCUAUAACACAAUGCCAUCUCUUUCUAGCAUAGUAGUUAAUCAGUAUAAGCUUCCAGAGAAUGUCGUGAGCUACAAUCUUGUUGGCAUGGGAUGCAGCGCAGGACUUCUAGCAAUAGGACUUGCUAAACAGCUCCUACAGGUGCACCAAAACACCUACGCUUUGAUAGUGAGUACGGAGACAAUUACCGAAAAUUGCUACAUCGGAGAAGAUCUUUCCAAAUUCAUCAUCAACUGCUUGUUUCGUAUAGGCGGCGCCGCCAUACUCCUCUCCAACCGCUCCUCCGACCACCAUAAUUCCAAAUACCGCCUUCUUCACACCGUACACAACAACACAUCAAGAUCAGAUCGCUCCUAUAACAGCAUAUAUCAGGAAGAAGACACCGCAGGGACAGUCGGCGUCACCAUCAAUAAAUACCUUCUCACCGCCGCUAUUGCCACCAUCGAAGCAAACCUAACCGCUUUAGGUUACUUAAUCCUUCCGAUGACAGAGAAACUUCUCUACGUAGUAAACUGCAUCCGAAACCUCCUUUCGGGAUACAAAAUCAAGUCUUACGUACCUAACUACGGCAAGGCCGUCAAUCACUUCCUCCCUCACGUCGGCGGAAAGCCGGUGCUCGAUGAACUGCAGAAGACCCUACGGUUUUCCGACGCCGUCAUGGAAGCUUCGAGAAUGACACUCUACAGGUACGGAAACACCUCCAGCAGCUCGAUAUGGUAUGAGCUGGCGUACGUUGAGGCACAGGGUCGGGUCAAAAAAGGUGACCGGGUCUGGCAGAUGGCAUUCGGCUCGGGUUUCAAGUGCAGUAGUGCGAUUUGGCGUGCAAUGAAGACGGUUGAUUAUGAUGACAAGAAUCCAUGGACGGACGAGAUUGCUGGGUUCCCAGUGACUUUGGACGAAUGUGAACCAAUGCCGGUCUUUUUUGAACCUACCAAGAAUAAUUAA